Arachis ipaensis is the source of this 960-nucleotide messenger RNA. RefSeq names its product vacuolar protein sorting-associated protein 55 homolog. Gene Ontology annotation, biological process: late endosome to vacuole transport via multivesicular body sorting pathway. Gene Ontology annotation, cellular component: endosome. NCBI's taxonomy places the organism in Eukaryota, Viridiplantae, Streptophyta, Magnoliopsida, Fabales, Fabaceae. The record is from RefSeq and is a predicted model, not a curated record.
ACGGAGAAAAGAAUGUUACUUUAUCGAAAGAGCAAUAAGGCGUGGAACUGCGGAAGGGUGUGUUGGGAUUUUGGACCGAUGUGCUGGCUGGUAGCUGAGUCUGAGUGGCAGGUCAUUGCCGUUGCCGCUGAACCCUGAAUGAUAUUGAACCUUCCGUACACAUCAAUCUCACCGAUCCAUAUAUCAACUUUCAAUUACAACCAAAAAUUCUACUUCACUCUUCAGCCCCUUUUCCGUGUAACAUGAGGUAAGUUGGAGAUGGCAGACUUACCAGGAUAUUUGCGUUCUUGCCUGAGCAUGGGAAAACUUGCCUUUUUGGCAAUCUUGGUCUCUGGGGGAAUUGUCUUGCAAAUUUUGGCAUGUGCUUUGUAUAAUAAUUGGUGGCCGAUGCUAAGUGCUAUAACAUAUGUGCUACUCCCAAUGCCGCUGCUGUUCUUUGCGGGGUCUAAUGGUUCUUCUGUAUUUUCUGAAUCUGAUAGCAGCUGGGUGAAUUUAGCCAAGUUCUUGACUGGAUUCUCAACUAUUGGAAGCAUUGCCAUUCCAAGCAUUCUAAAGCAUUCUGGUGCUAUUGGUUGGGGAGCCUUUGCAAUGGAGCUUUCAUCUUUCUUCGUGUUUGUAUUAGCCAUAUUGUGUUUCAUGGGAAUGAGUGAUGAAGAUGACUAUUACAGUAUGAUAUGAGAUGGAAGUCUACCAGGCAUAAUUUCAUGUGUAAAAAUGGAUUUAUUCUUUGUGCGUGCUAUUGGUUCUCUUGCUUUUAUAAGCUUUCACCUAGACAUUUUCCCGUUUCAAACCAUUGAAAUUGAAUGCCAUUACCAUGUUGCUGAAAAUGAUUUCCAAACCUCAGUAACUGUGGGGGAGCUUUCGGCAAACUUGACGUACCUUGUAUAUGUAUGUAUGAUUUACGGUCAGUUGAGGAAUGAGGCAACAGUAUUAUUAUCAUAAUUGAGUUAUACUUGUUUA